AUGCCGGGCCGGGGUCCGCCUGAGGGCGCGCCCUGCAGCCCCGCGCACCACCUCUGGCUCUCGGAGGCGCUCGGCCGGCGGUUGAUGCGGCGAGGAUGGAGCAAGGAGGCUGAGACGGGAGGUGACAAGAGGAGGCGGGCGCGAGGAAGAAGCACAGAGCGGGUUGCCAAGUGGGGCACCCGGCUGCCGCGAAGCUCCCGAGUGGCCCAGGCGGCCGCGGGGGAUGCGCGUCGUACGCCCCCCUCCGAGAGGCCGCGCCCUCGCCGAACCCGCCCCCUCCUGCGCCGCCGCAGCUCGGCCGCCUCUCCAAGGGGCCGAGGUGAUCUCCGGCAGGACCCACGCGGGGCCCGCGCCACUCCUCCCGCUCCGCCCCCGGCUCCUCCCUUCCCGGCGGAAGGCCAGGGACGCGCGGGACACGGAUCCGGAACGCUGAGGCUGGGCGUACACACGCACCUGGCGGUGGAGGUGAAAGACCUCGAGUCCCCAGUAUACUCAAAGCGUGGUCCUCGAGUCAGCAGAUCGGCACCACCUGGGAGCGUGUUAAAAAUGCUCAGACUUCGUCCCAAACCUAUUGAAUCAAAAUCAGCAUAUUUAGCAGGAGCCCAGGCUGGGGCCAUCACGUUUCAAGCAUGGAAUCGGUGGAAGGCCCCCAUAGGAAAACCCCGUUGGCCUUGGUUGUCGCGUGGCCUUUCUCGGAGCGUACAGGAGUAAAAAUGCAAAGACCCACACCAGGCUAAGAAUGUAAUCCCCAGAAGGACAAGAAUUUCUGUCCCUGUUCCCUGCUUUAUCCCCAGCACCUAGAUUAAUGCCUGGCACACAAUAUUUGCACAGUAAGUAUUUAUUGAUGUCUGUGAUACCCUUCUUAAUGUCAAAAACUUCCACCAAUCCCUAAUUCAUGGCUAAGCUUUGCUGUCUGCUUUCUUGAUCAAUUUCUCGAUAGUGCUCCUCUUACAAGCAGCCCUAAAAAAUGUGCAUUCUUAACAUGAGAUUUGAUUUUCUUUCUUGACUCUUUUUCUCUACAUCCAGAAUUAUCCAUUUUAAGCAUUUUUUAGCUAUUAUAUGUCAAACAUGAUUGCCAGUACACAAUGUAAUGGCAGAUUAGGAACCAGGCACAAGUAAGUAAACUGUCACCUAUCACUCUAUCUGAAGGAGGGACAGCCCAGUGUGAUCAGUCACAUUGGUCAAGAACAAGUAAUAAUGUACACCCUACCUUACUGGAUAUGAGAAAAAUACGUGUCAAUUAUACCUUUGGGUACUAUAAUGUAUGUGUGUGGAUAUGUUAUUAGAAUGCACUAUAAUCAAUUAUUGCUGUGCAGGGCAGUACUAAAACACAAAUGCUUCUAUUUUAAACUGAUGAAUCUCUGUAAAGUUACCUUAAAUUGGCAAGUGAAGAUAGGGGUGUUCCUUUGGCCAGAGUAAAUUUUUUAACUUGAAAAUUUUAACAGUUUCCUAUAUGUAGUCAUUUUUAAGGUUUCCUCUAAUAUUCAGCAUUAGGAGGAGAGGAGUGAUUGAGAACCCCUAUGGUGGUAUAGUUCAACAGGUGUCAAAUAAUGACCUGGUAAUGAAUAAUGUAUUAAUUAAUUAAUACUCCUGCUUUUUGUCUUGUGAUAAAAAAUAUUUCUACUUCUACAUCUAUAGUUCUUAUUGUUGAAAGAAGUUCUGAUGUUAGAAAUAUAGAGUUUUUCUCUGAUAAAAUUGCUAAACAUUUGCAUGAACGCAGAAGUGGUAGUUAAAAGAUCAGAUAUGUCUUGGAUAAUUGACACUGAUUAUGACUCUGGAAUGCUCACGCUCACACUUUUCCAGUUGUCCUCAAUGUGAAAUGACUUCUCAAUAUAACUUGGCCCAGCAUUCUCAUGAGAUAUAAUUAGGAGUGAUAUCCAGAAAGAGCUGGGGUCCCAGCCUAUAGUCCAAAAGGCAGAAAAAUCCAUUACCAGAUAACCAAAGAAAGCUAAGUGCUUUGGGUUAGCAAAGAUGAACAGAAUAGUGAAGCUGAAAAGAUCCAAGAAAUCAUCAAUUUAAUCCUUUCCUCUAACAAUGAGGAAACUGGGGACCAUGGCAGUCAUACAAUAGGGAGUCACUGAAUGAUUGGAAGGAGGAGUGAUGGGAUCAUAUCUGUGCUUUAGAAAGAUCAAUUUUUGGGGUGCCUGGGUGGCUCAGUUGGUUAAGCAUCCGGCUUUGGCUCAGGUUGUGAUCUCACAGUUUGUGA
Felis catus (domestic cat) is the source of this 2206-nucleotide messenger RNA. RefSeq lists its product as uncharacterized. The coding region runs from base 1 to 711 and encodes 236 amino acids. Lineage: Eukaryota; Metazoa; Chordata; Mammalia; Carnivora; Felidae. The transcript is spliced from 3 exons. The record is from RefSeq and is a predicted model, not a curated record.